AUGCCUUCUUCAGACACCAGUCGGCCUUGUAAGCGGUGCAAGGCCGAAGGCGCCGCUUUCCUCCUGCGGACAGACCCAACAUGCCGUGAUUGCUACAUCCAAUAUGUCGCUUAUAAACUGAACAAGCGUCUUGGUACACUUCAUAAAGACAUUCGCUCUUCAAAGAAGCUCACUACUCGAAGAUACCUGGCCGGCUUAUCCUUUGGGCCUUCAUCUAGCGUCCUGGCCCAGUUGCUCAGCGAGCAGGCUCGCCAUCACUCAGAGAACAAGGCAUCUUCACCAUUUGAGCCCGUGAUUAUCCAUAUCGAUACUGAGUUAUCACAUAUUGAGGGAGAAUCUCCUGCUAAGAAUCUCCUGGAAGAGUACCGUCGUGUAUUGCCAAAUGCUGCGUUCGAGUGUGUCCCUCUAAAGGACGUUCUCUCUGUGAAGAGCGUCGACUGGUCAACUCUACCCCUCGACGGUGUCACACCAGAUGAUGAUCCAAACGCUCGCCUUCAACGACUUUUCAAUGGUUUACCUACAUUGACCUCGCGAACAGAUCUUCUCCGUCAGCUUAUUCGUCACCUACUUCUCCAGAAAGCCCAGGAGCACUCAUGCUCAGCGCUUCUCCUCGGUCACAGCACAACAGCACUCGCAGCCUUGACACUAUCAGAGGUCGCCAACGGUAGAGGAUUUGCAGUUCCAUUACAGGUUGCUGACGGCAUGACAACUGUAUGCACGUACGAGGCAGCUGAGGGCGCCGCCGCCCAGGAGACCGGUCGACUAGAAUUCCCGGUCUACUACCCCCUGCGCGAGAUCUUUCGCAAUGAGCUGGUCCAGUACAUCGACCUUGUUCCCUCAUUAAAGGAGGUUGUUCCCGUCAGCCAAGGAGGUGCCAAGGCCGGAAACAGUGUUGUUUCACACAAGGACUUGAGCAUCGAGGAGGUCAUGACACGAUACUUUGAUAGUGUAGAGGAGGGAUAUGCUGGAAUCGUUGCCAACGUGGUGCGCACAACUACAAAGCUGGACCGAGUUCCUGGAAAGAGUUUCUGCGGAAGCUGCGGUAUGUCACUUGAUGCCGAGGGAGAUUCGCGAUGGGCCGGAGAGAUAGGCGAUGAUGUCGGGGAUGGGCCGGGGGCAGCCGGUGCAGGCCGGCUAUGCUAUGGCUGCAAGCGGUCAAUCCACGGGUAG
Messenger RNA from Fusarium verticillioides 7600, 1170 nucleotides. RefSeq lists its product as hypothetical. Gene Ontology annotation, cellular component: cytosol. The record is from RefSeq and is a predicted model, not a curated record. NCBI's taxonomy places the organism in Eukaryota, Fungi, Ascomycota, Sordariomycetes, Hypocreales, Nectriaceae. Bases 1 to 1170 code for a protein of 389 amino acids. The transcript has 2 exons. Gene Ontology annotation, biological process: tRNA wobble position uridine thiolation. Gene Ontology annotation, molecular function: tRNA binding; sulfurtransferase activity.